Messenger RNA from Mangifera indica (mango), 1513 nucleotides. RefSeq names its product GATA transcription factor 9-like. The record is from RefSeq and is a predicted model, not a curated record. Gene Ontology annotation, cellular component: nucleus. The coding region runs from base 253 to 1257 and encodes 334 amino acids. The transcript is spliced from 2 exons. Lineage: Eukaryota; Viridiplantae; Streptophyta; Magnoliopsida; Sapindales; Anacardiaceae. Gene Ontology annotation, biological process: positive regulation of DNA-templated transcription. Gene Ontology annotation, molecular function: zinc ion binding; sequence-specific DNA binding.
UCAUUUUCAAUUUCCCAUUUUGCCCUUCUUUCACUCCUCAAAACCUCACCUUCCCCCACCACUCUCACUCUCUCACAACACGCUUCCCCUCUCCUAUUCCUUCUCCAUUUUUCAAACACAUUUUCUGGCAAGGCAACACUCUCUUGCAUCAGUUUUUGAUUUUGUUUUAAACAAAAUUUGAACCAGUCGUAACUGUCUCCGGUUACUUUGGUGCAAUUAUUGAUUUUGUUAUUUUUUAAAGGGAUUUUUGUUAUGGAGACACCCGAUUUCUUUAUGGGAGCUUACUUCAAUGCUACGUCAGCGAACAGUUUCUGGCCGGAGAAGCGAGUUGCCACCGAGCAAAAACCUGGGGAGAACUUCAACUUCACCGUUGAAGACCUGCUCGAUUUCUCCAAUGACAGCGGGAUUAUCGGAGACGGCGCUCUCUUCAACAAUUUCACCGGCAACUUAACGGAUUCUUCCACCGUCACUUGCAAUUCCGCAGCUUCCGGCGGAGACAACAGCUUUGCCGGAAACUUCGGCGGCUGCCGCAGCAGCAACAGCAUCGCUGACUCUCAUAUUUCCGGUGAAUUAUGUGUACCGUAUGAUGACUUGGCUGAGCUCGAAUGGCUGUCAAAUUUUGUUGAUGAUUCGAUUUCAAUAGACCAAACUUUACAACACAAUCACAUGCUUUUGUUAUCCGGAUCCAAAUCCAAAUUACUCAUGCCCGAAUCAUCCUCCUCAUCUAACCGAAUUCCGGAACCCACCAGCCCCAAACCCAACAACCCGGUUUUUCUACCUGAAACUCCAUUGCCCGGCAAAGCUCGUUCCAAGCGCUCCCGUACUGCACCUUGUGAUUGGUCCACACGUCUCCUUCAUGUGUCUCAAAAAGCAUCUACCAUUAAAUGUGUAAAUUUGAGUUCAAGUUUGAAUUCAGACAUAAGGUCUAUUCGAAAAUGUUUGCAUUGUGGGACGGAGAAAACCCCACAAUGGCGAACCGGGCCUAUGGGACCGAAAACCUUGUGUAAUGCAUGCGGAGUUCGAUAUAAGUCGGGUCGGCUGGUGCCCGAAUACCGACCUGCAGCAAGUCCAACAUUUGUGUCAACAAAACAUUCAAAUUCACAUAGGAAGGUAAUGGAGCUGAGGAGGCAAAAAGAGUUGCAAAGGGCACAACAUCAACAAUUUCCUAGUCAAAAAUCGUUCUUUGGAGUAUCAAACGGUGGGGAUGAGUACUUGAUUCAUCAUCAUACCGGACCCGAUUUUCGGCAUUUGAUUUAGGGUGGAGCUCCUAGUUUUUACAGCCUAUUGCAGUUAAAUUUCUAACUUUCUUUUUUUUCUUUCUCCGAAGAAUUUGAUUUUGUAGCUUUGUGUCGAGAAAAAAAAAAGUACAAUCUUAAAAGAAGAGGUGGAGGGAGAAGAGGAAUAUUUAGUGAUUGGCACUAAAAAUGUACCUUUAAUUUUCUUCACUUGCCCAAUUUGGAAAAAUUGAAAUCCAUCUUUCUGGAAGAAAUAUUAUUAAAAACAAAUUAAUUAA